This is a messenger RNA of Eriocheir sinensis (Chinese mitten crab), 6986 nucleotides long. RefSeq names its product carbohydrate sulfotransferase 1-like. Gene Ontology annotation, molecular function: N-acetylglucosamine 6-O-sulfotransferase activity. The record is from RefSeq and is a predicted model, not a curated record. NCBI's taxonomy places the organism in Eukaryota, Metazoa, Arthropoda, Malacostraca, Decapoda, Varunidae. The coding region runs from base 1565 to 3070 and encodes 501 amino acids. The transcript has 4 exons. Gene Ontology annotation, biological process: N-acetylglucosamine metabolic process; sulfur compound metabolic process.
GGGGGGUAAGCACAGUGGGUCCGGCUGCCUGCUCCUGCUGGUGCUGCGCCUACGAGCAUUCCCAGUGUGACAUCUCCAUUCCAACCCUUUCAAAGACCUCUGGAAUCACACCCUUGGCUCUGGAAGCUCGCAAAGGGAACCCGAGGGGACAAGAGGCACCGGUGCAUGCUUAGAGCCGGCGUGGGGGUGUCUGUGAGGCGAAUUGUGCCGUGGAGUGAAAGCCGAAGACGAGGAAGAAGUGUGUGUGUGUGUGUACGUGUGUUACGAGUUGCCACAAACCGCUAGCAACUGAGGCUGGAUGAAGUCAUGAGGGGUGCCCACUAACUCUCCUCCUUUGCCUGACGUGUGGGAAAAGAACUCAAAAGGGCUCAAACAUUCAUCUCUUUGCGGUGAGACUCUGAGUGAUGUGUGAGCCUCCAGGACCUACAAGAACAGCCUCAGCCUUCGUCAGUGCCUCGCGAUGCCUCAGAAGCUAAAACUAGUGACCCAAGUGCCUGACGAAGGGCUGAGUGUGGUGAGGACUUAAGGGCAGUGUGGUGGAGAUGCCGGACGACAGGAGGUGACAUAGACGGCCUUGAUAACGCCCCCCAGUGAUAGAAAGGUCAAGGGUCGUGGUGUUUGAGGUGAGAGAUGUGUGACUGAUAAAGAUUGGUGAAGAUUUGUGGAUAUUUGUGUCAGAACGCACGUGAGAAAGGGAAGAUAAGGAGAGAGAGGAGGAGAGAAAAGAGAGGUGAAGGAGGAGGAGGAAUAACCUGGGAGUGUUGAGGACGGAGUAAAAGUGGUAUAAAUAGAAGAAAAUAAUAAUAAUAAUAAUAAUAAUACGGGAAAUUUGCCUGAAGGAAACAUUGCAAAGGGAAGAGUAAAGGAGAGGAAGAGGAGGGUCAGUAAAGAAUAACUACUGAAGAAGACGAAGAAAAGGAAGAAAAAAAAGAAGUAAAAGAAGAAAAAAGAAGAAGAAAAAGAAGAAGCAGAAGAAGAAGUGGAAGAAGAAGAAGAAGAACACCCCCAAACCCUUCUUCAUGGAUUCCUGACCUCACCUGCCCCACCCCACCCCCACUAUUCCUCCACAACCCCCCCCUCCACCCCCUCUGUCAACGUGUACCUCAACCAACCUGCUCUCCACCCUCACUAACCCCGCUUCCCUAACCCCUUCCUCACGCCCCACCCCCUAACCAAGCCGACAGCCCCCCAAAAGAAACCCCCAGCAAAUAGACCCCUUGGCAAGCCCCCCCCCCUUAAAUCAAUAUCCCCUCAGGUAAUCGCCCCCUUCCCUUCCCAAGAUAUCCCAUUCCCCAAUACCAGCCAUCCUGUCCCCCUUAGAUACCCCUCCCCAUCUCUCUCUCUCUCUCUCUCUUCCUCCACAGCCUGUCCCCUUUUCCUCCCCCCCAUAACCCAAGGCAUCUUCCCCUCCUUCCCCUUCCCCCCCAUCACCUGCCCCUCACCAUCUCAACAUAACCAGUCGAAGAUGAAAGCUGUUGGAGCCUGACGGAAACCACCACCACCACCACCACCACCAUCACCACCACCACCACCAUCACCACCACCACCAUAAUCACCAGCAAGCAUGAGACCCUUCACCGCCACCACCAGGCUACUUCGGCGGGUGUUGAUAGGCUCCCUUGCCCCGAGAACCCGGCAGACGGUGAGGACAGCGGUGAUAGCUCUCGUCUCCGCCCUCGCUCUUGUCGCUAUCUUCCACCUGGCGAGACUGGCCGAGCACCCCGUCAGUGAGAAUGUUGUGGACGGACCAGCGCCGAAGGAACGCCAGCAUCAGUAUCAUCAUCAGCUGUCGGAAGAGGAGGAGGACGAGGAGGAGGAUGGACCCUGGGUAGCCGACGGGAUCCUGAAGGCACACAACGGGAAGGCAGUGUCUCCCCAGGGCCCUAACGACGAGUGGCAGGAGGCGCGCGUGCUGGCGGAGCAGAUGGCCGCGGCCGUGGGUGCCGAGGGGCCGGGCUCCCCCGUGCAGGACAUCCUGGCGCGGUCUAGGCCUGGCACCGGGCGUGUGCGGCCCAUCCUGAACGUGCCGGUGGGGCGCGACAUCAUGGACCACGACAUUCAGCGGCUUAGGAAGAUGAGCCGCUCGCAGACCCGCCCCGCCAACGCCACGGAGGUGACCCAGACGCUGGAGCUGGUGCGCCGCAAGGUGGAGGGCGACAGGAAGAAGAUGAGCAGCAAGACGCUGCGGCUGUGGUCCCCCGGCGAGGUGCCGCUGCGCGUGCUGCUGGUCACCACCUGGCGCUCCGGCUCCACCUUCCUGGGGCAGGUGCUGGCCACCCACCCCGGCGUGUUCAACCACUACGAGCCCUUCAGCCCCCUCGGCGUGCGCCAGGUCCGCUCCGGCCGAGACGCCUUCCAAGCCCAGCAGAUGCUGCAUCGCCUCAUGGACUGCCAGUACGCCGGCCAGGACGACUACCUCAACUACACGCGCGCGCACGCCGAGGACAUGCUGGGCCACAACAAGGGCGUGUGGGACGCCUGCCGCCAGGGCCCCAACGUCAACGCCUGCUUCAACGCCUCCUUCCUGUCCGAGGCGUGCCAGAUGUUCCCCAUCCAGCUGGUCAAGACGGUGCGGCUGCGGCUCAACCUGACGCAGCUCUUCCUCAACGACGAGCGCAUGAACGUGAAGGUCGUGUUCCUGGUGCGUGACCCACGCGGCACCAUGAGCUCGCGCUACAGCUCCGUGUCCUGGUGCACUGACAACACCGACUGCUCCUCGCCCGAGGUGCUCUGCUCCGACCUGCAGGGCGACCUCAAGGUGGCCACGGCCCUCGGCAAGCUGUACCCGGACCGGUUCACGAUGCUCAAGUACGAGGACCUGGCCCUGGACCCUAACCAGACCAUCAAGAACCUCAUGGACUUCCUGGGAAUGGAGUUCUCGGCAGAGACGGCGCGCUUCGUGCAGGAGAACACGCAGCAGAACAACAACAGCCCCUGGAGCAUCAAGCGGAAGUCGGCGGAUCGCGUGAGCCUGUGGAAGAAGCAGCUGCCCCUCCAGGAGAUCCAUACCAUCCAGAACGCCUGCGAGUCUGUCCUCAAGACGCUGGAGUACGAGCUGGUGGGCCAGUGAGGGCGAGGGAGCCUCCUUCUCCUUCGUCAGGCAAACCUGCGAAGGUGUAGAUUAGACUCUUCCAGUUGGUUCUCCUCAGCGGCCUCGUCGCGUGGGGAACUCCACUGCAUGCUUUCAUGAGGGUCCGGACCUUCCUUAUACACCUCAGCCUUCUCAGGACCCACCGCGGCCACGUACGCUAAGAGGAAGAGGAAGACUUGUACUCUUGACUUGGCUCUUCGACAAACCAAACAAACGCUGGAGAAACGUAACACUUGGAUGAGCAUGAACACUAGAAAAGCGUAAACACUUAAGAUUAGAACAAAAUGAAGAACGCUAAGAUACGGAUGAACACACAAGAAGAAUGGAGAACUUAAACAAACCAAGACGGAGAUACGAACGAAUACUUUUAGGAAGAGAACUGCAUUAACUGACACUUAAGAAGAAACACGAACAAGACAGCAAAAAAAGCCAACACUAAGAUUAUGAGCAACUGAACACUUGAGAAACAUAUAAAAACAGAGGCAAAGAACUUCGUGAACGCUUAUGAAGAACAAAGAACAUGAACAAACAACUUUUAAGAUAGGCAACAACAGAACACUUAAGGAAAUAAAGUAAAAAAAAAAAAAUGGAGAGACAUAAAUAACUAAUUUUGGACGUAACUGAAGCUUAUCAUCAAUAUUAGAUUAAGCAUAACAUUUCUUCAUACUUAUUCUCACCCCAACGUUUGCCUUAAAGUCGUUGCAUCGCUGUGGGACUUCAGAAGCCUUCACGCACACGCACGCAAAACGUUUCCGUCCGUCGGCGUCUCUGGGCAUAGACUCGUUAAAUCAAAGGGAGAGACUCGUUUUUAAGGGAGGCUAGUGUGUCAGAGGCUCAGUUUUUAAGGGAGAUCAUCCGUCCAUUCGCUUCCUUGAGCCUGUCUGUAAUAACAUCCUUUUGAGCUUUAAUAGGAGUCCUUUACUAGAGUCCUUCAGGAAAUGUCUUUAAUAGUUUAAUCCUUCUUCUUCCGCCCUCCGAAGACGCCUAACAGAUCCUUCUCCUUCGGCUGUGUGAUUGGGAGUCCUUCGUUCUGAAUCCUUCCUAAAGCCGCCCAUCUUUCUCUGUUCCUUUCUGUCUCCUGUUUCCUGUCUCUUCCUUUCUCUCCUCUGCCUUUCUCCUUCCUCUCUGCCUGCCUCCUGUCUUUUAUCUCUUCAUUUCUCUCUUCGACUGUCUCAUGCUCCCUUGCUGCCUUCCUCCAUGUUCUCCUCCUUUCUGCUUUGUCUCCUUUCUUCUUCUUCUGUCCCAUGUUCCUCCGGCCAUCCUUCUCCUUCUCUUCCUUUCUCCCUCCUGUCGCCUUCCCUCUCCCUCUUGCCUCCUCUUUUUCACCAUCUUCUGUCUCUUGUUUCCUUCUCCUUCCUCCUUCACCACUUCGUCGACCUUGAAAUGAACGGACUGCCUGUUUUUUUUAUUUUUUUAUCUGCUUUUAUUUUGCGUGUGGAGAAUAACAGAACGUAAAGCAUCGGUACACACACACACACACACACACACACACACACACACACACACACACACACAUUCCAUAAUAAAGUUGGCUGUCUUAACUCCGGAGUCGCGUAGUUAACUUGGCAACACUGCAGCAAGUCAAGGGUAUUAGAUCCUAUAAUGAGCUUACUUUAGGGAGUCGAAAUUCCUCUUAAACAGACAUUGAAAAAAGAAAAAACACGACAGCUUUCUCCUCUAAUGAACCCGCGUUGAACUAUAAGUGAUGAAAGACUGCUGGAAAUACGAAUAGAAUCAAUAGACGAAUGAAAGAAGAUUAUAAAUGAUACUCAAGUCUUUUACGAAUGCAGCUUUUGGAAGAGUGAUGAAAAUGAGUUAAUAUAAAUGGAUAAGGACGUUGUUGUUGUUUAUUAAUGCCACUACGUAUUCUAUAAAGGUACUAAAGGUAUAGUUGGGUCCAUACGCUAUAGGUGCGCGUGGCCUCAGUGCUCAUCUCCGUCGCAUUGGCCCUGGAGCUUGUGGUGGGUGAAUCAUGAUCGUUUUAAAGAUGAUGAGCGUAAGAGAAGAUGGAUGCAAGAGUGUCUAAGUGAUGGAACGAAGAUAAGACGGAUUUAACAAGUGAGAGAGUGAUGUUGCUGUCUCUUCUAACGCAGCUAUAUACUGAUAAGUUGAAUGAUAAUAGCAAUGAAAAGAGGAAGAAGUGCAUGGAAAUCUAUAUGUGUCAGUAGCGAAUCUUGUGUGGAAAAACGAUUGAAAACCACUCUUGUCCAACACUUUUGAGAGACGAUGAAAAGUUGUUGAAUGGACUGUCUUAGCGUGCGUAUAGUACCGUUGCCGCUACUCCCUCCGUCACAUAACAUUCCUCGGGUACCUGGUAGGCGCUAGGUACUAUGGCUUAUAUUUUCGGCAGGUGACACUUGCUUAUAUUCUUCUCUCGUCACUGCACUCUUGAAGAACGGACCGUCUUCACACACAGGGCUCAGAGGAGUGUUUGUCAGAUCCUUCACCACGCUUAUUCAUGUAGAAGUGCUGUCUGUCACUUUGGACCUUGAAAGAAGUGGAAAAAGAUGACUGUGGAUGAAAAACGAGAAAAAUGACGUCGUGCGCAUACCGUGAAUCAUCUGUUUUCUUAAUGUUUGGUUUGUUUACGUUUAUAGACACGUGUGUAAAGGAGUGAGUGGCUUAGGAGUGAGGUAUGGAAUGAGAGAGUGUGUCAUAGUAGACCGUGGAUUUUGUUUUUGUUUUUAAUGUUGGUUUAAUUGGUUUUAUGGAUACGUGUAUGUGUAAAAGGUUUAUAAAUGAAGUAAGAAUAGAGGGAUAUAUAUGUGUUUAGUGUACAGAUUGUGAGCUUAUUGUUUCUUGUCUUUAAUUAGUUUGAUAGGUACAUGUGUAAUUGAAUAACAGGUGUAAACGUAGAGUAAGAAAUUGAGGAGGAAUAUGAAUGUGAUGUACAGAAUGUGAUUUACUAAUGUCUGUUCUUUUGUUUAGUUCUAUAGAUAUUGUAAGCGUCUGCGUGAAAGUUCUAUAAGUGAAAUAAGUUGAAAAAAAAAGAUGAUGCGUGUCGUGUACAGCCUGUUAUUUGAUACUUGCUUAUUAUUAUUAUUUUAUUUCUAAUUAGUGGCAGUUUAAGUUUCAUGACAGGUGUGUGGAAAGAUAAUUUGUUUUGGGGUAACUGUGUAAUUUGAUGAUGAUGAUGAUGAUGAUGAUGAGGUGAAUAUGACACAAACUUUCACAUCAAGACAAGAAAUAAAAACAAAAAAAAUUGUGGAAAAAUAAUUUGUUUGGGGUAACUGUGUAAUUUGAUGAUGAUGCUGAUGAGGUGAAUAUGACACAAACUUUCACAUCAAGACAAGAAAUAAAAAAUAAAAAAUAAUUAACAAAAAAAAAAAUAUCAUGAGUACUUUUUUACUUUAUUUAUGUUACCUGUUUGUGUCACGCCAUUCACCUGUUAAUUAAAAGAGGAGAAAAGAGGAACAACAGAUGAUAUCCACCUGUCUAUGUAUCUGUUCGUUACGUUGUGUGUUUUAUGUAUAUCGUCUUUUCAAACACCAUUUUUUUUAUAUCUUCGUUUAUUUUUAUUCAUCAUGUAGUUUAUUUCUCAUUAUAUAUAACAGUCUACAUUUAGUUCCAGUGUUUAUGUAUAUGCUUAAUGUCUGUUUAACUUCCUCAUCCAUCCUUCAUGUGUGUGUGUGCAUGUGUGUGUGUGUGUGUGUGUGUGUGUGUGUGUGUGUGUGUUUAGCUCCACGUCAUCAUUUUAUACCUGCUUAUGUUUUUCCUUCCAUCUGUUUGUCUCUGUCUUUUCUUAUGGAAGGAAGGAACGAAGGAAGGAAUCUUAAAAUAUAUCAAGUUUUCGUACGAGAGUUGUGUUGUAAUUGAAGCAAACAUAUCAGAGAGAGAGAGAGAGAGAGAGAGAGAGAGAGAGAGAGAGAGAGAGAGAGAGAGAGAGAGAGAGAGA